This is a messenger RNA of Paraglomus occultum, 237 nucleotides long. The record is from the annotation of a GenBank genome assembly. NCBI's taxonomy places the organism in Eukaryota, Fungi, Glomeromycota, Glomeromycetes, Paraglomerales, Paraglomeraceae.
CCUCCAAGACCACUAACUGGUGAAGGAGUUCAAGCACACGUCUACUCACACAUAGCUCAUACAUAUACGCAACCUUCUCCACGUCAAGUCUAUCUACCGAAAGAUGACACGAAAAUCGCGUGCGCCGCGUUGGUUAUCGAAAAACGAUUUGAGCAUUCCUUCCAUCUUAAACAUUGUUCUGACUAUUUUCCAGUCUCUUCCUUAUGUCACAUGAUUAGAGAACUAUCUUGUCUUUGA